CAAUUUAAAAAAAAAAAACAUUCGGAACGUGACCUUCUAGUCUUGCUCAUUGCACUAAAGUGAUCGUUCUUUUUUAAAGUGAAUAAAUUACAAAAAUAAUAUACAAUAAAAGCUUGUAAAUUGCAAAAUGGAAUCAUCAACUGAAGACGAAUGUUGUAAAUUUAUGAAGCAACUAGCUGAUAUACAAUCAUCUGGAAGGCAUUCAUUAGAUUUUUCCAGUUUACUAACUGGAAAUAAAUUCUAUUUUCCCAACAUGUGUAAUGUUUGUUAUUGUUUUGGAGAAAAAGUUGCUAAAUUAAAAAGAUGCGGUGCUUGCGGUAUGAUUUCAUAUUGUGGUGAAAUUCAUCAAAAGCAAGAUUGGUCAACUCAUAAACCAUUUUGUAAAGUAUUGUGUCAAAUAAAAAAAGAACGAAACGUGAAUAAUUUAUUUGAAUCUAUGAAAAGUAUUGUUGAGAAAAUAAAGAAUACAUGCAACGAUCAAGCGGUGAAUUAUGAAAUUAUUCAAGAAAAUAUAUUGGCUAUACAAUAUCCUUUAAAAGAAAGAGCUGUUCAAUUACUCGGGCGAAAUUUAACCAAUCAGGAAUUUCAAAUGAUUCGAUUUCCAAGAGUUUGUGCCAUUUGUUAUGAAAGUAAACAGGAAAUUCUCGUGAAUUGCAAGAAAUGUCCUCAAGCAACAUUUUGCAAGGAACAUUUAAAUGAUCCCAAUCAUAAGAGUGAAUGUUUAAAAAUCAUAUCUUGUUUUAAAGUAAUGAGUAAUGAUGAUGUAACUCCACCUACAUCAGUUAUCGAACCAAUAUUAAAAUCUACUUAUCAAGAGAAAGCUGAAAAAUUACCAUCUACUAUGUUAGAUGUUAUUGAAAAGUAUUUAGCAAAAAAUCUAGAAAAAUUUGGUGACUUCAAUAUUACAGUAAAUUUGAGAUCAGACCAUAAUGUGGCUUUAUCAGAUCGUUUUUCCAGGCCAUUAACAUUACUUUUUUCUAUUGACCAAUUGUCUCUUAAUAAUUUACAAUCAAUGGUGAUUCACGUCGUUGGAGCAAAUCAAGCAGAACAUUUAAUCAACGACUGGGAAUUGAUAUUACAUUUUUUGCCACAAUUACGUGAACUUCAAAUAAUUUUGAUUGGACCUAGUUUGUUAUCAAAUUCCAAAGAAAUUCAAAAAUUUUGUAAUCUCUGCCGAAAGGGAAAAAGAAAGCUAACAAUUGAGACAAAGAAAAUAGUAUACAGUGGCUAUUGUAAAGGAAAAAAUUACAUGAAACCAGACAUUAUCUGUUUAAAUACAGGUUUUAAUCCUGAUUCUACUUGGAAGGAAUCUAUGCUUGAUUUCUAUAAAGGACAGUGUCCUUUAUUGGUUACAACAAAAUGUAAAGCUGAAGGACUUAAUGAUAAAUAUUUCAUCGAUUCGACAUUUCCUAUGGCAAAUUGUUUAUAUUGCGAUGAAAAUCCAUUCACAAGUCUUUCAUAUACAAGGCAAAAUAUUUUUGUACCCAUAUCUGCUAAUAAUCAAUUCAUAUUUAUCUAUGACUAUCUUGUCAAGAAAAAAGUUUCCAACUAAUAAUUUGAUAAUUAUAUUAUUUCUACAUACAUGGAAUUUACAGUUUCAAAAUCUUUGAGUUACAUGACGAAUGGCAAACUAAUUUUUUAAAACAUAUCUUAUUAUGCAAUGAUCGUCAAAAAAUAAGACAAAAAAUUAUUAUUUGAAUUCCUUAUUGUUUUUGUUUUGGUUCUUAUAUAUACAACCUAUAUAAUUUUCGCGUUUCUUUUUGGAUUUAAAACAUUUUUUUUUAUAUUAAAUCCAGUAAUUUUUCAAAUACAAAUAAUUUUUGUACUAAAAAAAAAUCAUAAUUAUAAUAAAAAAAUAUGGAUUCAAUCCUG
Molecule: messenger RNA, 1872 nt
Organism: Leptopilina boulardi
Lineage: Eukaryota; Metazoa; Arthropoda; Insecta; Hymenoptera; Figitidae
Exons: 2
Coding region: 128-1552 (474 amino acids)
Cellular component (GO): extrinsic component of mitochondrial inner membrane
Source: RefSeq, a predicted model, not a curated record